AUGAAAAUGCAGAGAUAGAGUUGUAGAGAGAGAGAGAGAGAGAGAGAGAGAGAGAUAGAGAGAGAAAGGGAAAGGAGAUCUGAGUCGACUCGGGCAAAACUGAGUCGGGGAGCGAGUGAGAUCAACAACGUCCUUUUGAAGCUCUUCUGUCAACAUUAAUAUCAUAAACUCAUAGAGAAGCAGAAGAAGGAGGAGGAGGAAGAUCCUGACCCUUAGACUGAGAUCCCCAUCUCAGAUAGCCCCUUAUCCACCGUUCGAUUCUUCUUAUCUUCUCCUUUCUCUAUCUCUGCGAAAACCUAAAUUCGAAGAUAAUACCUAAAUAUUGUGAAAGAAUCGGAGGGAGAGAGCUUUUGAAGCCCAAUUUGUUUGCUUUUUUGAAUUUUGAUUCUCAGAUUUGAAGUUCUUAGUAGCUCAACUACUCGGUAAUGGAGCUCAGCGUCGGAUGGUGCAAGUGGGUCUCACUGGGUGAAGCUAAGCUUCCGCAAUCAUGAAGGAUUCUUGAAAAUGGAAGGGGCUUUGGCUUAGAGAAGAAAAUAGAAGUAGACCGAACAGAAUCAAAUGGAGGAUUUUUCAAAGUAUGCUCACAGUCUGGCUCAUUUGGCGGUUGCUAGGCGGGACUAUGCCGCCCUUAGGCGCAUUAUCUUGAAUCUUCCUCGGCUUGCCAAAGCCGGAGAGGUUAACACCGAAGAUGAAUCUCUUGAGGCCGAGGUUCAAGCUGACGCUGUCUCGGCUGUCAUUGACCGUCGCGAUGUUCCCGGUCGUGAGACCCCUCUGCAUCUUGCAGUACGUCUCAGGGACCCAAUUUCGGCUGAGAUAUUGAUGGGUGCUGGUGCUGAUUGGAGUCUUCAGAAUGAGAAUGGUUGGAGUGCUCUCCAAGAAGCGGUCUGCACAAGAGAGGAAACAAUUGCCAUGAUCAUUGCUCGACACUACCAACCUCUUGCUUGGGCCAAAUGGUGUAGAAGACUUCCUCGGAUUGUUGCCUCUGCAGCUCGGAUCCGUGAUUUUUACAUGGAGAUAACUUUCCAUUUCGAGAGCUCAGUUAUUCCUUUUAUUGGCCGCAUUGCGCCUUCAGAUACUUACCGCAUUUGGAAGCGUGGUUCUAAUCUCCGUGCCGAUAUGACCCUUGCUGGUUUUGAUGGUUUUCGCAUUCAAAGAUCUGAUCAAACAUUUCUGUUCCUUGGAGAAGGCUACUCUGCGGAGGAUAAUAAUCUGAAUUUGACACCUGGUACUUUAAUUGUUCUUUCUCACAAGGAGAAGGAAAUUACUAAUGCUUUGGAAGGGGCUGGUUCGCAGCCGACCGAGCAAGAAGUUGCCCAUGAAGUAGCCUUGAUGUCACAGACAAAUAUGUAUAGGCCAGGGAUUGAUGUUACCCAGGCUGAGCUUGUUCCCCACGUAAACUGGAGGAGACAGGAGAAGACUGAGAUGGUUGGAAAUUGGAAGGCCAAAGUUUACGACAUGCUUCAUGUCAUGGUUAGUGUGAAAUCGAGGCGAGUUCCUGGUGCUAUGACUGAUGAGGAGCUGUUUACCGUGGAUGAUGAAGACAAGCUGGCAAAUGGUGGUGACAAUGAUGAGUAUGAUGAUGUAUUAACCGCUGAAGAAAGAAUGCAGCUGGAUUCUGCACUUCAUAUGGGGAACUCAGAUGGUGUUUGUGAGGAUGAUGAACAUGGCGGAUUUGACAGCCACGAAAAUGGUUCUGUAGCUUCUUAUGAAAAUGGUGAGUCCAAUGGUUGUGCUAAAGAGAAGAAGAGUUGGUUUGGUUGGAAUAGAAAGAAUGCCAAGGCAAACGGUGAUGAUUCUGAAGAUCCAAAGAAUUUGAAGAAGGCCUCAAAAUUGGGUUUGGAAAAUGGCAACCAAAAAUCUAUUGAUCAUCAAAAACCCUCAUCUGAAUCAUAUAGGGAGGAUUCAAUGGAUGCCAAGAAGGGAAAAGAAAAAAGCAGUAAGAAGAAAAAGAAGAAGGGGCCCACUGGAGAGACUAAGCAUGAGAGUGAGUACAAAAAGGGUUUAAGACCUGUGUUGUGGUUGACGCCUGAUUUCCCUUUGAAGACAGAUGAGCUUCUGCCUUUACUGGACAUUUUAGCUAACAAGGUGAAGGCUGUUAGGAGACUCAGGGAGCUUUUGACUACGAAACUGCCACAUGGAACUUUUCCUGUUAAGGUCGCCAUCCCGAUUGUCCCAACCAUAAGAGUCCUUGUUACUUUUACGAAAUUCGAGGAGCUACAGCCAAUGGAGGAGUUCUCAACCCCUCUCUCAAGUCCAGCACAUUUCCAGGAUGCCAAGUCAAAGGAAUCAGAAGGCUCUUCUUCAUGGAUUUCAUGGAUGAGAGGGAGUCGUGGCGGGCAAUCCAGCGACAGUGAUAGUCACCGGUUCAAGGAUGAAGUUGAUCCUUUCCACAUUCCAUUGGACUAUACUUGGAUUGAUGCCAACGAGAAGAAACGCCGAAUGAAGGCUAAGAAAGCGAAGAGCAAGAAACAUAAAAAGCAAACGGCAGCAAGAGGUGGUGAUGGUGGGCAUCAGGUGACUGAGGAUGUGGAAGAAGAAUUGCGUUAAAGAACUUGAAUGUCCCCGUACCACUUCGAAGAGCUGACAAACGGAAAGAGGAGGUAACAAGCUCAUCAUUCUUUGUGCACAUCUGACCAUUUAUUCUUCCCUGAGUUAUGUGGCGGGCUUACAGAAAAUUAUUAGGUGAUCAAAGUGCUGGUCAUUUGGAAGAGCAAGGUUAUCUUCUUCAAUUGUUGUAUUUUUAUAUUAUGUGAUGUGAAAUUUGAGAGGAACAGGCUCCUCCCUCUUUCUUGAUAGCUUAUUUUGCGUCCUGAUUUUUCUUUCGACACGAAUCAUUGUAUGUAAGUUUUAUCAUUUUUGUGAUUGGUAUUUUUUUUUGUUUUGCUUGCCA
Messenger RNA from Morus notabilis, 2890 nucleotides. RefSeq lists its product as uncharacterized. The record is from RefSeq and is a predicted model, not a curated record. Gene Ontology annotation, molecular function: protein binding. Gene Ontology annotation, cellular component: cytoplasm. The transcript is spliced from 4 exons. Lineage: Eukaryota; Viridiplantae; Streptophyta; Magnoliopsida; Rosales; Moraceae. The coding region runs from base 559 to 2547 and encodes 662 amino acids.